AUGGCCUACUUAUGCGCACAAGUUGGGAUCGACCGACUCGUUGAACCAAGUACCUGCACUGCAUUGAACGAGGGGAUUUCCAAUUCUGUGCUAGCUAAAAUUGACAACUUCAACAACGACAAAUAUACUCUUAAUGUUCAUGACACCGACGACUGUACCGGCAAUAUCAUUGGGAGCAUCACCGGUCUCAAUGGAUGCUUGAACAUCUCCCAGAAUACUGCUGGAAAAGCUGUCCAGGUUAUUCCUGUUUCCAGCGGACAUGACACACCCAACAAAGGCUUCGUCACUGAUCACCAAUACAACCUGGCCAGUAAGAAUGUGAAGGUGAUUAAGGUCCCUAUCAUGCAUGCUGGUUUCCGCACGGUCCAGAGGUCAAGUCGCACUGAGAAUGGAACCUACCUCGACGAAUCAUUCGACAUCUUCGACCCCAUGACACUUGACCAACUCAGAGAGCUCGAUGAAGCCUGGACCGUUCCUUGGGAAGUAACCGCAACCGCCUCGACCAACGAAACAUCUUUGCGCUCUCCUUAG
This is a messenger RNA of Aspergillus glaucus CBS 516.65, 531 nucleotides long. RefSeq lists its product as uncharacterized. Bases 1 to 531 code for a protein of 176 amino acids. Lineage: Eukaryota; Fungi; Ascomycota; Eurotiomycetes; Eurotiales; Aspergillaceae. The record is from RefSeq and is a predicted model, not a curated record. The transcript is spliced from 2 exons.